Molecule: messenger RNA, 3551 nt
Organism: Leucoraja erinaceus (little skate)
Lineage: Eukaryota; Metazoa; Chordata; Chondrichthyes; Rajiformes; Rajidae
Exons: 4
Coding region: 1630-3357 (575 amino acids)
Source: RefSeq, a predicted model, not a curated record
UGUCGGUGUCGGUGUGCCGGUGUUGGCGUUUGCGGCGGCGGGUCGGUGACCGACCGCGAGGUUAUUCCUCACCGGCAGCGAGAGGAGCGUGGCGCAGCCCUUGCGUUAAAUCUGAAGAAGGGUCUCGACCCGAUACAUCACCUAUUCCUUUUCUCCAGCGACGCUGCCUGUCCCGUUGAGUUACUCCAGCAUGUUGUGCCGAUCUUCGGUUUAAACCAGCGUCUACGUUUCUUCCUACACACUUUGCCUUGCCGUGUGGCGGAGGUCGAGGCAGGUAGCACUGCUGGAUCCCGAUCCUUGCUGCGCACUGUUGCCUGUUGACCGAUCACAUUAAUCCGCCCAUCCUACCCUCGUGGGUCUUGCGUGACCCCGACCUGACCUCCCUGCAAUUUAAAUUACACCAAGAAAUGAAAAAAGAAAAGCCGCUAAGAAUAGCAAUGUUACAAAAUUUUGAGAUUUAAAAAAUCAAGUCUGCAAUUUAUCCCACCAGAUAAAGCAUAAAAAUAAAUUUAAUUUGACACCUAAUUCACUUUCAUAUCUCAAGUAAUAAAAAAGUUAUGGCCAUUUUCAUACUCGGAAAUUAGCAUCUUGUUCCCUAUUGAUUUUCUAUGGACAUAACAAAAAAGCUGUGAUCGUGGACAGUCAAAAGCCUUCUUAAAAAUUAAGAGAACUGAAUGAAAUUUUCAGUUAUAGAUUGAAGCAUUCUGAAACAAAUAUAAAAUAAUCUUACUUGGAUGACCUGAAAUUACAGCAUAUAAUUAGUUAGUUACCCAAUUGUAGCUAAUUUCAAACUUCAAUUACUAGAUCUAAACAUCUAUCCAUUUCUUAAUAAAUGAUUAACAUUUUUAAAUAGCCUAAGUGUCCAAAUAAUAUUCACAAAUAAUUCACAAUAAAACAUGAUUUUAAAAUCUCAUUUACAUCAAUUUAUAGGCCAAAUGGAAGGAAUUUAGUGUUCAAUUGCUGUAAAUUAAAGUUCAUUUUAAAUCAGCUUUUUAGUGGGUUCCUGUGAACGCGCUGGUUUAGAACAUUCACAUUGCGCUGGAUUUGUGCCUUCAAAUGCCCAGAAAAAUACUGCGGGAUAUAAAGAGCCCAAAAUGAGCUACUCGCUAUAGAAAACUUUAUUUACAGGGUUCUUAAGAAGCCCCUUUUAAUGUAAAAAUAAGGUACAUACCUUUAAUUGUUUGCUUUAUAAAACACUGGGGCUGCGAGAGGUUGCGGGUUUAGAGAGUGAUUUUUAAACUACUAUAACUAUUAUACAAGGCCAUAAAAACUAAUAAUACCUUUUGCGACGGGAUCUUUCAGCGAUUUUCCGUUAAUGAUUUACUAGGCUGAACAUUUUCGAUUGCAACAGCCUAGUAAAAAUCGCGUUUUAAACCCGCCCCCUCUAAACAGCGCCAAAAUCGCACACACGGCCUGGGGCAGAUUCUCAACGACGAUUCAUGUAGGUUUUGCAACAUACCUACUAAGAAGGCGACUUUCUCCACACCCACAACAUAAACAAAGAACCGCUUGUAUUUUUUCUCCGGAGUUAAUGCUUUGCAAUAGUAUUAGAAUUUGACUGAGUUGUACUUUAAGUGUUCACAGUUUAAAAAAUACUUUUAAUUUUUGUUAUAGGUUUACCAUUGAAACAUGAGUGAUGGAGAUGAAAUUGUUCAUGCUCUCAAAGAAGGAGACACAUUUAAGAAUGAUGCAAGUGACGAGCCAACUAAUGAUGAUGAAGAAGAGAUUGCAACUAAAGAUUCACCUGACCUGCAACAUCAAGAUAAUAGUGAAUGUUUUGAGAACCUUGAAAGCCAAGUCCAAACUCAGUUAUUGAGUGGACAAAAUGAAGUAAAGACUAUUUCGGGUCAACACCAAGCUCAAGCUAGUGGUAAUGGACAACAGGAGAGUGAGAGUAGCAUAGAAAAAGCCCAAACUGAAGCUAACAAUGGAACAAGUAAUAAAGCAAUGGACCAGGUGCAUAUUCAGGAUGACGCUAGUGUGGAAGACAAAGUUGGGAAUAAUGUGGAUGAAAUCCAACCUCAAAAUAAUAAUGGUGAAAGUGAUAUGGCUAAGAAUGAGAUUGGGCAAAUCCAAUUUCAAGCUUCUGAUGAUGGACAAGGUGAAGCUCGGAGUGAGGCAGACCAAAUAAACAGAGAUGUACAAGAUGAAGCUCUAAGUAUACCAGGUGAUGUUGAAGGUCGAUCCACCUAUUGUGAACAUACCAAAGCUCUGAGUGAGUCAAGACAAGUAGUGGGUCAACCUACUUUUGGUCAAAAAGAUGAAGCUCUGAAUGAGUUGAGCCAAAAUGAAUAUCAGCUUGCCAGUUGUGGACAAGAUAAAGCUUACAGUGAUUUGGAGCAAGUUGAAGAUGAGCUUACCAAUAAAAAAAAUAAAGAUCUGUUUGAUUUGGGUAAAGUUGAAAAUCAUUCUACCAAUGGACAAGAUAAAGCUCAGAGUGAGAAAAAACAAGGGCAGGAUCAGGUUGAUAGGUUGGGACAAGGUGAGGUUCAGUGUGAAUCAGGCCAAGAUCAAAUUUAUAAUGAUAACGAAGAUAACACUAACAGUGGCACAAGCCAAGAUCAACCUGUGACCCAUGAUAUUAACAAAGUAAAUGCUGAAGGUGCCGUGUGUGAAAUGGAAUCACAGCCGAUGAUAGGAAGAGCCGGUCUGCUUGCAGGAACAAAAUCCUCAACUUCUACAGAAAAAAAGAGAACAUGUACAAUAAAAAAAAGUUCUGGCACACUACCUAAAACGCAAACAAUAAGCACUCCAGGCCAAGCUAAGGCUAAGAAUGCACCCUCCAAAACCAAAUUCCAAACUAAAAGUAUUGAAAAUGUAAAGUUAAAUGCUCCAGUGGCAGCAAAAGUUGAAUCUGAGCCAGUUGGGGACAAAAAAUGUUUGAGUGCUGAACCGAUCAACAGUAUAAAUAACCCUCAAAACACUGCAACUGUGAAAACAAGUGUGAAUGAUAAAGACCAAUUCUCAGCAAACAGAGAUGUGUCUACUGUGAGCGUUGGGCCUCCUGCAAGUGACAAGACUUGGGCUACUAAAGUGGAUAAACGGGUGAUGAUGUUUUGGUGUGAUAUUUGUAAAGUAUUUUGCACCUCUGCCCUGCAUCUGCAAAUGCAUUUCCUUGGCAAUAAACAUAAAAAGAUUGAAGCAGCCUUAAAGUUGAAUGUCAACGAAGCCAAAAAAGUUAUUAAAGAUAAAUUUCAAGCUCCUGCGGAGGCAAGGACUGUGGAAGGUCUUCUCGGUAAAAUGAAGCUAAAUAAAGCUGUACUAGGUAUGCUGUUCAGUGCUAUGUUUCUUUGUGUUUGUGUAUAUAUACAGUAUUUCUUGGUGUAUCUUAUGAAAACCUACACGUGUCAAUUAUGAAGAUAAUUAGAGCAACACAAUCCCAUUUUUGAAUUUAGUAAAUAAGCUACUUAGUUUGUGGCAGACAUUCAAUUUGUUGGAAAACUUUAACAUGAUUGCUGUAACGUUUCCUCAUUUAAUUUCAGAAUGUAGAAUUUAAAAAUACUAAACCAAUAUUUUGUUUUCAUUUUACGGAGCUCUAUAACAAUACUUAU